Molecule: messenger RNA, 6911 nt
Organism: Drosophila nasuta
Lineage: Eukaryota; Metazoa; Arthropoda; Insecta; Diptera; Drosophilidae
Gene: obe
Product: activating signal cointegrator 1 complex subunit obelus
Exons: 6
Coding region: 88-6639 (2183 amino acids)
Molecular function (GO): ATP binding; nucleic acid binding; ATP hydrolysis activity
Source: RefSeq, a predicted model, not a curated record
UGAGCACAAACAGCUGCGAAGAGACGGACACAAUUUCGAGCAGCAGAAAAUUAAAUUUUCCUAAGAUAAAAUUAAUAAUAAGUGAACAUGUGGGAGCCGCCACGACUAAGUGCAUCGCUGCGUGCAAAAACAGAAUUGGAAUCGAGGCCACAGCGCUUCAAUGGACUAUCUCAUGAACGUUCAGCAAUUACAACUGCAGCGGCGUCCACGACGACAAGUUUCACUGAGAAAAGCGAACAAACCAUUGUCAAAGUGCUGGCACAGUUGCCGACAGAAAAACAGCCGGCUGCAAAAGUGCAACUGCAAAAACUACGCAAUCUUGUGCAGGAAUGCAUGGGAUACGAGGAGCAGCCCCAGGUGGUAGAGCAUGCAGCACUAUAUCUGUUCUGGCUGAUGCUAGAUCAACACGUGUUGCUGGUGGCCACCACAACACGACUGCACGCCAUGUUCGGCAACACAUUCGAUCGGAAGCAGACGCAAAUCCACAACGCUGUCCGAUCCAUAGCGGAUGCUCUACAGGAGGAUGAGUUACAGGCUCUGAAGCGAUGGAUGCAGUCACAGCGCAAGACUUACGACAGCCCGCUGUGGGGCGAAGAUAUCCACAUUAGUUGUACGCCGGCGGACAGACUGGACAUCAGCUUGCUAACGAAUCUAUCGCCAGGAGCCGCGCUCAAGAACCGCACAAUCAACAAGUUCACCAUGAAGUAUAAGACGCAAGGUGCAACGUUGGCAGCCGCAACGCAGAGCAACUCUACAGAUGGCUUUAAGCUUAGUUCGGAGCUGGAAACGUUGCUGAGCAUUUCCCAGAAGCUCGAGGAUGAGAAUCUGUUGAGUCGCGUGGGCGACAUUCUUGGCUCGAAGCGCAGCAGCGAGGAUCUGCAGAAUGAACUGAUGGAAUUGCUGGGCUUUGAGCACUUUGAGCUAGUCAUUCAACUGCUGCAGGAUCGCACCAAGAUUGCCCAGCAAUUGGAACAGUAUGCUUCGAGAUCGCGUCGCGUCAAGCAGGUGAAACAAAAAAAGGAACAGGCUAGCUCUGUCGGCGCCGAGAAACGACCCACUGUAGCCACCACUGUCGUGGUGCAAUCAGCGCAGGAGAAGCAGCUAGGCAAGCAGCAGCGGCGUGAGGAGAAGAAACUGCAACGCAUCAUGCGCAGCAUCAAGGACGAGGAGGAUGACGACGACGCCGGCGGUGCAGUGGCCAUCUCUGCACAGCAGCUGCGCAUGCAACAUCAGCGCAAGCUUCUGGAGGCGUCCCAGCGAGAGCCGCUGCUCCUUACUACCAAAGCGAUCAAGGCUGAGCAGUCCACGUAUACGGCCCCCAUUCGAUAUCCAUAUGUGUUCGACAGCCAACUGGAGGCCAAGCAGCAUGCCGGCUUUAUUGGAGGCAGUCGCAUAACGUUACCGGAGAAUGCAGAACGCAUCGACAACAAGCAGUGGGAGGAAGUCAAGAUUCCGGCAAGUGAACCGCCUCCAUUGACGGUUGGCAAUCAACGCAUCAAGAUUGCGGACUUGGAUGACAUUGGACAGAUGGCGUUUGCCAACUGCAAGGAACUGAAUCGCAUCCAGUCUGUCGUCUAUCCCGUGGCCUAUCACAGCAACGAAAACUUGCUGGUCUGUGCUCCAACGGGAGCGGGCAAGACAAACGUGGCCAUGUUGACCAUUGUUCACACGAUUCGCUGCCAUCUGGAGCAGGGCGUCAUCAAUCGGGAUCAGUUCAAGAUUGUCUACAUUGCACCCAUGAAGGCUUUAGCGGCGGAAAUGGUCGAGAACUUCUCAAAGCGCUUGCGAUCGCUGCAGAUCAGCGUUCGCGAACUGACAGGAGACAUGCAGCUGACUAAGGCGGAGAUGACUGCCACACAAAUACUGGUGACGACACCAGAGAAGUGGGAUGUGGUCACCAGAAAGGGCAGUGGAGAUGUGGCACUCAUCAGUCUGGUCAAGCUGCUUAUCAUCGAUGAAGUGCAUUUGCUGCACGGCGAGCGCGGUCCAGUUGUUGAAGCGUUGGUGGCACGCACGCUGCGUCUCGUGGAGUCCUCGCAAUCCAUGAUUCGCAUCGUGGGCUUGUCUGCCACACUGCCCAACUACAUCGAUGUGGCGCACUUCCUGCGCGUGAAUCCCAUGAAGGGCCUCUUCUACUUCGACUCACGCUUCCGCCCCGUGCCGUUGGACACGAACUUUAUUGGCAUCAAAUCAGUGAAACCUCUGCAGCAGAUUGCCGACAUGGAUCAGGUGUGUUACCAAAAGUGCUUGGAAAUGGUGCAGCAGGGACACCAAGUUAUGGUCUUCGUUCAUGCCCGCAAUGCCACGGUGCGAACUGCAAACGUGAUCCGUGAAUUGGCGCAGCAGAACAACACAAGUGCGCUCUUCCUGCCUGCGGAUAAUAAUGCACAUGGUUUGGCCAAUCGCUCCAUACAAAAGAGUAGAAACAAGCAACUCGUCGAGCUGUUUUCCUGUGGCUUGGCCAUGCAUCAUGCGGGCAUGCUGCGUGCAGAUCGUCAAAUGGUCGAGAAGUACUUUGUGGAGGGCCACAUCACAGUUCUUGUCUGCACGGCGACGCUUGCCUGGGGUGUCAAUUUGCCUGCACAUGCGGUCAUCAUUCGGGGAACGGAUAUCUACGAUGCGAAGCACGGCAGCUUUGUGGAUUUGGGCAUUCUGGAUGUGCUACAGAUAUUCGGACGAGCAGGAAGACCUCAGUUUGACAAGAGCGGAGUGGGCACCAUCAUCACCAGCUACGACAAGCUCAAUCACUACCUCUCGUUGCUGACCAAUCAGUUCCCCAUCGAAUCAAACUUUGUGCAGUGCUUGGCUGACAAUUUAAACGCAGAGAUUGGACUGGGUACGAUCUGCAACGUGGAAGAGGCUAUCGAGUGGCUUAGCUACACCUAUCUUUUUGUUCGUAUGCGCAUUAAUCCCCAUGUCUAUGGCAUUGAGUACGCCGAGCUGCAAAAGGAUCCCACGCUAGAGGCGCGUCGCAGGCAGCUAAUCAUGUCUGCAUCGAUGAGUUUGGACAAGGCGAAGAUGAUGCGCUUUAAUCAACGCACCAUGGACAUGAAUAUCACCGAUCUGGGACGCACUGCGUCCCACUUUUACAUCAAAUACGACACUGUGGAAACGUUCAAUGAGUUGAUGAAGCCAUUCAUGAAUGAAUCUGAGCUGCUGGCCAUGAUGUCGCAGGCGCAGGAGUUCCAGCAGCUAAAAGUGCGCGACGACGAACUGGAGGAGCUAGACGAGUUGCGCGAAUACUACUGCAAGUUGAAAGCCUUUGGUGGAAGUGAAAAUGUUUGCGGCAAGGUUAACAUUCUGAUACAAACUUAUCUGUCCAAUGGCUACGUGAAGUCCUUCUCGCUCAGCUCGGACAUGUCCUACAUCACGCAGAAUAUUGGCAGAAUUGCGCGAGCGCUUUUCUCUAUUGUACUGCGACAAAACAACGCUAUUCUCACAGGACGCAUGCUGCAGCUGUGCAAGAUGUUUGAGAGGCGGCAGUGGGACUACGACAGCCAUCUGCGUCAGUUCCCGGCCAUCAAUGCGGAAACCAUUGACAAACUUGAGCGUCGUGGAUUAAGUAUCUAUCGACUGCGUGAUAUGGAGCAGCGCGAGCUGAAGGAAUGGUUGCGCAGUGAUCGCUAUGCUGAGCUGGUCAUUCGCUCUGCACAGGAAUUGCCGCUACUCGAAGUGGAGGCCAGUCUGCAGCCCAUCACACGCACCGUGCUGCGUAUCACAGUCAAUAUUUACCCCGAUUUCACCUGGAAUGAUCGUGUGCAUGGCAAGACUAGUCAAAGCUUCUGGCUGUGGAUCGAGGAUCCCGAGUCCAACUACAUCUAUCACUCGGAGCUGUUCCAACUGAAUCGCAAGAGUGUUUUCAGCGGACAGUCGCAGCAGCUUGUGAUGACCAUACCACUGAAGGAACCACUGCCGCCACAGUACUACAUUCGCGUCACCAGCGACACUUGGCUGGGCAGCACCACCUGCAUUCCACUGUCCUUCCAGCACCUUGUGCUGCCCGAGCAUCAUCCGCCGCUCACGGAACUUCUGCCCUUGCGUCCACUGCCAGUGAGCAGCCUGCAGAACGAGCUUUAUGAGUCGCUCUACAGCUUCUCGCACUUCAAUCCCAUCCAGACGCAGAUCUUCCACUGCCUCUAUCACACGGACAACAACGUUCUGCUCGGCGCUCCAACGGGCAGCGGCAAGACAAUCGUUGCAGAGAUUGCAAUCUUUCGUGCUCUGAAUUUGGAUCCCAAGUGCAAAGUGGUCUACAUUGCGCCACUCAAAGCACUGGUCAAAGAACGUAUCUCGGAUUGGCAGCAACGUUUCCAGCGCUCCUCCCUCGGCCUUAAAGUAGUUGAGUUGACAGGCGACGUCACACCAGACAUUCAGGCCAUUCGCGAGUCGCAGCUGAUUGUGACCACGCCCGAGAAGUGGGACGGUAUCAGUCGAUCGUGGCAGACGAGAGAUUAUGUGCAGCAUGUAACGCUAAUUGUGAUCGAUGAGAUCCAUCUGCUGGGAGAGGAUCGUGGUCCAGUUAUCGAGGUCAUUGUGUCGCGUACAAACUUCAUUAGCUCACACACAGGCAGAUCCAUUCGCAUUGUGGGCUUGUCCACGGCACUGGCCAAUGCCCAGGACCUGGCCAACUGGCUGGGCAUCAAGCGCAUGGGUCUGUACAACUUUAAGCCCUCGGUGCGUCCUGUGCCGCUACAGGUGCACAUCAACGGCUUCCCAGGCAAGCACUACUGUCCCCGCAUGGCCACAAUGAAUCGACCCACAUUCCAGGCCAUUCGUACUUAUUCGCCAUGUGAGCCAACUAUUGUGUUUGUCUCUUCUCGUCGUCAAACGCGUCUCACAGCUCUAGACUUGAUCACUUUUGUGGCGGGCGACGAGAAUCCCAAGCAGUUCCUGCACAUAGCCGAACAGGAGAUGGAACUUAUUCUACAGAAUAUUCGCGAUCAGAACCUCAAGUUCUGCCUGGCAUUUGGCAUCGGACUGCAUCAUGCUGGUCUACAGGAGCCGGAUCGUAAAUGUGUCGAGGAACUGUUCCUUAACCGAAAGAUCCAGGUGCUCGUGGCCACAGCCACGUUGGCCUGGGGCGUCAAUUUACCCGCCCAUCUGGUAGUCAUCAAGGGCACAGAGUACUUUGAUGGUAAGGUGAAGAAGUACGUGGACAUGCCCAUCACGGAUGUGCUGCAGAUGAUGGGACGAGCGGGACGACCGCAGUUUGACAACGAAGGAGUCGCUGUUGUCCUGGUGCAUGACGAGAAGAAGAACUUCUACAAGAAGUUCCUCUACGAUCCGUUCCCCGUGGAGUCCAGUCUGCUGGGCGUGUUGCCGGAGCAUAUCAAUGCUGAGAUUGUGGCGGGCACAGUGCAGACAAAGCAGGCGGCUCUCGACUACCUCACCUGGACUUACUUCUUCCGCCGUCUGCUGCGGAAUCCCUCCUACUAUCAGCUGGAGGGCAUCGAGCCAGAGAAUGUUAAUGCUUUCAUGUCCAGCCUGGUGGGCAAAGUGGUCUACGAGUUGGAGGGAGCUGCCUGUGUUGUUGAGCGGGAUGGUUUCCUAGUACCCACUUUCCUGGGCCGCAUCAGCUCCUUCUACUAUCUGUCGUACCGCACAAUGAAACAUUUCCUGGACGAUCUGCAGCCUGGCAUGGACACCAAGGAGGUGCUGCUGGCUAUUUCCGACUGCUACGAGUUCGAUCAACAACCCGUGCGUCAUAACGAAGACAAAUACAACGAGCAGCUGGCCGAGACGAGUCGCUUCCGGCCACCCUCGGCCAGCUGGGACUCGCCAUACACCAAGACAUUCCUGCUGCUUCAAGCGCACUUCUCCCGCCAAACGCUGCCCAACUCAGAUUACUUAACGGACACCAAGUCGGCUCUGGACAAUGCGACGCGUGUGAUGCAGGCCAUGGUGGACUACACCGCGGAGCGUGGCUGGCUGUCGACCAGUCUGGUAGUGCAACAACUGAUGCAGUGCGUCAUCCAGGCACGCUGGUUCGACGCCUGUGAGUUCCUCACAUUGCCUGCUGUCAGCGAGGCCAAUGUGGAUGUGUUUCUAAACAUUGCCCACGAUAAUCACGACCAUCUGACGCUGCCAGUGCUAAAGGAGUUAUGCAGAAAUGACUACGAGCUGCUGGCUGCUCCGUUGCGCGACGCUUUCGAAGAGCACGAUAUAGAGCAGAUGUACAGGGUUAUUAAAGAGCUGCCCGAAUUGGCAAUGCAAGUAUCUGUGGAGGGUCGUUAUUUGGAGGAUGAGUACGCCAAGCGUCCACUCUCCAUUGCAGAAGGAACAGUUGUGUGGACUCCACUGCAUGCUAACGAAGACUAUGUGCUGUGCAUCGAUCUGCAGCGCCUUAACGUUGCCGGCCAACGACGCGCUCCUGGCCAGAGUUACACCAUCCACUGUCCCAAGUAUCCCAAGCCAAAGAACGAGGCUUGGUUCCUGACGCUCGGAUCACAGUCCAAUGAUGAGCUGUUGGCCAUGAAGCGACUGACUCUACGCGGCACUCGUUCCUCCAACCGCAUAUCCUUCCAGGCGACGCCUCGACGGGGGCGACUGCAACUCACGUUGUAUUUAAUGUCGGACUGCUUGAUUGGUUUCGAUCAGCAGUACGAUCUGCACUUUGAAAUUAUCGACGCCAAGGCAUAGAAGCUUCAACUUAGCACAACUAAUAUAUGCAUCCCAUUUCCACGUAUCACGAGCAUUCUUUAAGCUGGAGGCUGAUUUAGUCCAAUAGUAAUUCUAAUAAUAGUCGUAAACUAGCUUAGGACGUGAUGUGAUCCCCAGAUUUUGAAUUUUGAAUAACGCCUACGAAUAUGAUUAUGUUAAACAUUUUUAUAUUGCAGCUAAGCUAAGAAACCAUGUUGUAAUUAUCCCAUUAAAGCCAUUAAUUGAACUACAAUUAAGAAUGCCAAACUAAA